Molecule: messenger RNA, 204 nt
Organism: Linum tenue
Lineage: Eukaryota; Viridiplantae; Streptophyta; Magnoliopsida; Malpighiales; Linaceae
Source: the annotation of a GenBank genome assembly
AUGAGGCCGCUAGACGAGGCGGAGACGACGGUCGUCUUCGAGAAGCUCCUGAAGUUCACCGGCAACAACCUGAAGAACAUCGUCAAGAGCCCCGCCCACGAGGGUCCGUACCCGAACCCCGGCCGCUACUGCUUCCGCCUCGAGAAGAACCGGGUCUACUACGUCAGCGAGGCCCUGGUGAAGCGCGCCACCAACAUCAACUGA